AGCCAGUCUCUUCUCGCUCUCCUCACUUGUCCACCCUGCAGCGCAUCUUCCUCCUCCUGUUCAGGUACCAGGAACCGUGUCGGGGCCCCCGAUCAGCACCUCGGAGAGCGCUCCUUUCCUGGUGCGCACCGCGAUUUCGGAGAUAGAUUUAUCCUCGGAUCUGUUUUAGUCAACCAGUCUUUGGUUGAUUUGAACAGGAUUUUUUUCCUGUUAUUUUUUCUUUUUAAUCGAUAUACCGUCCGCUGCGCUUUUACGCGUCAGGUUGAGAGGCAGGUGCACUUUUAUAUCCGCAUUGCUGCACAAAGUUAGAGACGCAAACAAAGACAGGGAUAGAAAAUAGUUAAAAAACAAAAUAAAAAAAUCAGAGGAAGAAAACAGGAGAGAGAGAGGGAGAGAAAGAGAGAGAUACACCCCCUGGAGAAUAGUUCAGUGAGCCGGCCCCCGGCCUGAGAGAAGGAGAGAGAGAGUGAGGAAGUGAGGGAGUGUUUUAAAGCCGGCAGGAGGCAUGAUGUCCUACAUUAAGCAGCCCCAUUACGCCGUGAACGGGUUAACGCUGUCCGGCCCUGGCAUGGAUCUGCUCCACACCGCAGCCGUGGGAUAUCCCAGUACGCCACGUAAGCAGCGUCGGGAACGCACCACAUUUACGCGCGCGCAGCUGGACAUCCUGGAGGCUCUGUUUGCCAAAACUCGAUACCCAGACAUCUUCAUGAGGGAGGAGGUGGCUCUGAAGAUCAACCUGCCUGAGUCUAGAGUUCAGGUUUGGUUCAAAAACCGCCGUGCCAAAUGCCGCCAGCAGCAGCAGCAGAGCACAGGCCAGUCCAAACCACGGCCUCCUAAGAAGAAGGCUUCCCCGAGCCGAGAGGCGCCCUCAGAGGCCAGUGCCAACCCUACCAAUGGACCCUACAGCCCCCCUCCCCCGCCCCCAGGCACAGCCAUCACCCCCAGCUCCAGCUCCGCCAGUGCCACCGUCUCCAUCUGGAGCCCGGCCUCCAUCUCCCCGCUGCCGGAUCCCCUGUCAGCCUCCACCACGCCCUGCAUGCAGCGCACCUCCACCUACCCGAUGACCUACACUCAGGCCCCGGCCUACAGCCAGAGCUACGCGGGCUCCUCGUCCUACUUCACCGGGCUGGACUGCAGCUCCUACCUGUCCCCGAUGCACCCGCAGCUGUCUGGCACCGGAGGGGCCCUUAGCCCCAUCACGGCCUCCUCCAUGGGAGGGCCCCUCAGCCAGUCCCCCGCCUCGCUCUCCUCGCAGGGCUACACGGCCGCCUCUCUGGGCUUCGGAGCCGUCGACUGUCUAGACUACAAAGACCAAGCGGCCUGGAAGCUCAAUUUCAACGCUGCUGACUGUCUGGACUACAAAGACCAGAACUCCUGGAAGUUCCAGGUCUUGUAAAUGAAAAAAAAAAAAACAAAAAAAAAAAAAAAAAACAAAAAAAAAAAACAAGAGGAGGGGGGUUAAAAAACAAAUGGGGAGUCAAAAAAAAAAAUAGUGUGAAUAACCCCAUAUUAUUGUUGAUGUUUUAGAAGAAAGAGAGCUGGAGACACAGAGACAUUAGUGACUUCAACUGAAAAAAAAAAAAAAAAAAAAAAAAAAAAAACAGCUAAAAAUAAAUAAAAAAAUAAUAAUAAAAAAAACACGUGGAAGUUGAACGAUCUGUGAAUGCUUGAGUGUUUUGACUGUAGGGGUUCCUAAGUAACAUAGAAGUUGGCCUUCAGGGCAAGGUCACUUGUAAGGAACACAUCACUUGUGUACAUAUAAUUAGUUAGACCAGAUAGAACCGCUUUGAUCUAAUCUCUAUCAGAAUAAACAUGUUAAAAUAAUGAAUUCACUGGGUGUUCAUAAAAUCUGGCACAACAGAGCUGGAAUCAGCACCUCUUUGUUGGCCUUUAUUGGAAAAAAAUACUAAAGCUGUUCUUUUUUCCUGCCUAUUGUAAGCUUUACCUCUUCAAACUGAUCAUUUAUCUGCCUGAUUUAAAAUCUAAGAACUGGGACUGGAAUUGGUGAGUAAAGGAGCCGUGUUGACAAACAGGGUCCAAUAGGACUCAUAAAGUUGGGAGUAUAGAUAUUUGGAAUCAGUCCUUUGGAAAGAGUUUGUCCCUUCAGAGGCUGCGAUGCAAACCUUCAGCAUUUGAGCAGAACUGUCAGCAACAGUGGCUCCAACUUUUCUGGUUUAAAUAGGAUCACUACCAGGUAAGGUGGGCAACAAUGGUCCCAUUGUGGUGCCCCCUACCUAACCCAGCCCUCCAUUUCAGCUGCCUGAGAUAAGCAGUUCUUGAAUCCGCUGCUCUGGUGGACUGUUUGAUUGGAGAGAAGAACGCGCCAGAGAAAGGGAAGGGACAGCCUGUCCCUUUUGCACAGAGCGUCUGGUGCCUCGCUUCGCUUCAACUUGUAAAGAUUUGACUCCACUUUUUUGUGUGUUCGGCGUUUUUUUUUGUUUUGUUUCAUUAUCUCUUUGUAUUAGAUGUUAACAUUACUAUGUUUCUUUAAAAAAAUGUGAAAUUGUUAAAGUAAAAAAAAAAAAGGUUGUAAAUUGUUCUGAGUCAGUAUUAUCAGUAUUAAUACUAUCACCAUUGCUGAUAUGUCUUCAGCCGACAUGGAUGUUGCUAAUAAAAAUAUUUUUAUGUUGCUGUUUUGUAAAUAUUAAAACUUGAAAAUGCAA
Messenger RNA from Cyprinodon tularosa, 2663 nucleotides. RefSeq names its product homeobox protein otx5-like. NCBI's taxonomy places the organism in Eukaryota, Metazoa, Chordata, Actinopteri, Cyprinodontiformes, Cyprinodontidae. The record is from RefSeq and is a predicted model, not a curated record. Gene Ontology annotation, molecular function: RNA polymerase II cis-regulatory region sequence-specific DNA binding; DNA-binding transcription factor activity, RNA polymerase II-specific. Gene Ontology annotation, cellular component: nucleus. Gene Ontology annotation, biological process: regulation of transcription by RNA polymerase II; multicellular organism development. The transcript is spliced from 3 exons. The coding region runs from base 506 to 1396 and encodes 296 amino acids.